CUUAGACAGCUUCAAUGGAAGGAAGGAGCCAAGAAGGAGGUCUGCUGGGAUCUGAAGAUGAUCAUUACAACAUGGAUUGUGUACAUCUUUGCUCGAAAAGGUGUAGGGAUGCCCUUCCCACCAAAGACAAGCUCGGACAUUGAAGUUGUGGAAAGUGAGGCUGUAUCUGUAGUGCAGCACUGGUUAAAUAAAACAGAAGAAGAGGCUUCCCGGUACAUAAAGGAGAAGAUGUCUACCAACUCCUCUCCUACCCAUGGCCAGGACAUAUAUGUGACCAGAGAUGUGGUGAAGCACCCGCAGUCAAAGUGUGACAUUCUAGCAAACCAGAACCAAGAGGUACUGGAGGAAAGAACGAGAAUUCAGUUCAUAAGAUGGAGCCACACCCGUAUCUUCCAAGUGCCAAGUGAAAUGAUGGAUGACAUCAUGCAGGAGCGAAUAGAGCAAGUGAGACGAAGCAUAUCCCAUCUCAGGUGUGACUCAGCUCAUGACGCAAGCUUCAGGUCCUCCUUCUCAGAUUGCUAAGGUUAAAGACCUUGGGGGUCAAAGAGCAGCGCAUGUCCAGAGAGUGUCCAUCUGAUAUUUGACCUGAAGAGUGACUGUAUCUGAGCAGAGAGACUCCAGAGGUUGAGCCCUUGGAUGCCACAGUGACU
This is a messenger RNA of Jaculus jaculus (lesser Egyptian jerboa), 650 nucleotides long. It is a transcript of the gene Spata19, whose product is annotated as spermatogenesis associated 19. The transcript has 7 exons. The coding region runs from base 58 to 522 and encodes 154 amino acids. The record is from RefSeq and is a predicted model, not a curated record. NCBI's taxonomy places the organism in Eukaryota, Metazoa, Chordata, Mammalia, Rodentia, Dipodidae.